Messenger RNA from Annulohypoxylon maeteangense, 1863 nucleotides. RefSeq lists its product as uncharacterized. The record is from RefSeq and is a predicted model, not a curated record. Lineage: Eukaryota; Fungi; Ascomycota; Sordariomycetes; Xylariales; Hypoxylaceae. The coding region runs from base 142 to 1686 and encodes 514 amino acids. The transcript has 3 exons.
UAGUAAGACGAUCAAGAGAUUGAAUACAAGUCUACGAGCAGACGUUUUUCCCGGUGCGCGGAUACUUAAAUAUUGUCACCUUUUUAUGCACCCAAAUAAAGUGGUGUGAUCAUCCUUUUCAAUUGCCACUCUUUAAUCGUCAUGUCGACGGAGGAGAAAACCAUGGAUUCCACCAUCCAGGAGGAAAAGGGCAAUACGCCUGCAACACCAGUCGAAGCUGCAGCGCCUUCGCAACCCGUACAAAUUUCAGCCCCCAAAGCAUCAAGCCCAGCGCCAAGUACAGCUAGCUCCACUGGUCGCCCUCCGUACAUCCCGCAAUUCUCGGCAGCGACGCAGAUGAUCUUGAAGCGGAUAAAUUCCAAGCCAGGAAGUCUGUCGUCGGCCCUCUCAUCCGCAUCAUCCACCGUGACCAAGACGAGCAUUGAAAAGUCGACGUACGAGGACGCUAAGAGACGCCUCGUCAUGAACAUGAACACAUCACUAACCAUGUCAAUGCCCAUGCCCAUGCCCAAACAGUCAUCCUCGUAUUCGAGCAAACAGAAAUUCUCAACCGCAACCACCAUGCGCAUGCCCAUGAACGACGCCUUCCAGCUGCGCACGCCUGCUCCGGCCAAGACCCCGACGCAGGCCACAGCCAAGUCGGCACCGUCAGCACCAGCAUCAUCGACUCCGGCGCAAAAGCCGCUGCCCGCGAAACUUAAGAGCAAAGCGCAGCGCGGUACAAAACGCAAGCGCGGCAAGGACGACAACGACGAAGACGGGACCUCAAGCCUAAGCGAGCUCUCCUCAAGCGAAGGCUCAGGUCCCACCCCCACCGCCUCCGCGUCCGCACGGGAAGCGCAAUCCGUCCUCACCAUGACAAAAUCCGGACGCCAAGUACAGAAACCCUCGCAAUACAACCCAUCCGCGCAAUCCGCACGCGACGCGGCGCAGAAGCGCAAAGCAUACGGCAAACAGCGGACGUUUGAGCAGGCGUUAUGCAAGGUAUGCACGCGCGGACUGAGCCUAGCGGCGAAUCAGGUGGUUUUCUGCGACGGGUGUAAUUGCUGCUGGCACCAGAUGUGCCACGACCCGUAUAUCGACGACGACUUCGUUAGCAACGAGGCGCGCUCGUGGUUCUGCCGCGGGUGCGUGGCGAAGCGGGAGAGACACCUUGCGCGCAAGAAGAGUUUAGAUGGGUUUAAGGGGGUUGGAUGGGCGGGAAAGAGUGGAGAGCAGAAGCGAUCGUAUCUCUCCGGCGUCCCCCACGCCCAGCUCGUCAACAUCAUCAUGUACAGCACGGAACUACACCCCGACCUCCCGAUCUUCCCAGCCAACGAACCUAAGCGUGGCGGCACCCAAGCGGGCCGCCCGUCUUCGUACGAUAGCGCGCGCGUGAAGACGGACUCGAACAUCAACGUCGGUCCCACCCACUACUCCAGCAAGGUAUCGACGCCAGACUCGCACUCCGUAACCGUAAAGAGCAGCACUACGAAAGGAAGCACGGCCGAGAGCCAAGCCCAGGCGACCAGAGAAUCAUCGACCGAGUCCGUACCCGCAGCCUGGCCUAAAGUCGGGCAAGGAUGUCUGGUGGGGUUAGAGAUGGAUGAGGAUGAUCUAAAGGACGAUAACGACUACGAGGCCUUUAGCGUCACGUCGUACGAUGCGAAGGGCAAGAAGAUCAUGGAGAAUGGGAUGGCUGUAUGAAGUCAUCUAUGAUGGCGCGUUGCUGUAAUAUAGGCGAGCAUUGAAGCCCGCGAUUCGGAAUGACGAAUUCAAGAAGGAUCGCAAAAUACCCUAGUUGUCGAAGGGUGCAAGGCUAUUGUAAGUUCGUGGAAUGGAGUGUGUAUAUUGUACAGAGGCUGUCAAUAACGAUCAAUUACU